Molecule: messenger RNA, 1191 nt
Organism: Erpetoichthys calabaricus (reedfish)
Lineage: Eukaryota; Metazoa; Chordata; Cladistia; Polypteriformes; Polypteridae
Gene: psmg1
Product: proteasome (prosome, macropain) assembly chaperone 1
Exons: 7
Coding region: 139-1017 (292 amino acids)
Biological process (GO): proteasome core complex assembly
Cellular component (GO): endoplasmic reticulum
Molecular function (GO): proteasome binding
Source: RefSeq, a predicted model, not a curated record
CGGUUACUUUAACGCCAUCUGUCGGCCAUUAAUAAUAUCGAAAGUAAAGCGCGACAGUGAAGUGUCUAUUGGAGACUCUUGAUCAGCACAAGCUCAGUUACAAACAAGCUUUAAUUAUCGACCCCAAGGUUGCUCGAAAUGGCCACGUUUUUUGGGGAAACUGUAAUUUUGUCCUCCCGAGCUGUGGAUGAGGAAGACGAGGAGGAAGAAGUAGAGGAUGAAAACGAGGAAGACCGCGAAAUAAAGCGAGAACUCGAAAAAAAAAGAGAGGUCCACUUGCACUGGAAUGCAGAUUUCAGCAGACAGUUUGAAACCUCCAGCGACAAAACCUUGCAAAUCUCAGAGCUCAUCAUAGCGGUUGGAUAUAAUGCCUCUGGAUUUCUGUCAGCAUUUGCAUUGUCUUCAGGAAAAUGGGAGACCGUAGGAAACAUUUCUCUGUGGAAUGAAAAGAGCAGAUUUACUAGAGAGACCAGUCUGGAGCAUCCAGGUGAACCUUCCUGCAUUUUCUACAGAAAGGAUGAAAAUCCAGAGGUUUUGAUCUGCCAGUGCACAUGCUAUGUAGCUGAGGACCAAUUGUUCCAAUGGGCUGCCAAGGAAAGAAAUGUUUUGGGCUGCAUUGAAAAAAGAAGUUUAAAAGUGACUAUAUUGUCAGAUUGUCCUGUAGCUAAUUACAGAUCUCCAGAGUACAUCUCUGCCAUUCCGGUUCCUUUUUUAAAAGCACUGAAGACAAGGACAUAUAAUGAAAAUCUAUGUUGUUCUCCUCUUGAACAGCCUAAUGUUGUUUCUGGAAUUCCUGCAGCAGUUCUCAGUUAUUGUCAGGUCCAUCAGAUUCCUGCUGUCCUGUAUCAGUGUUACACAGAUGUGGUUAAACUAGACUCUGUUACAAUUGAAACUUACAAGUCUACCCUCAGUUGCAGCAGUCUUAGAAAAUUAAUAAAGCCCUGCACUGCCUUGAGUACGGAAAUCUUGAAGAAGUUGACAGAAGAUAAUGAAACACAAAGCAACCUGUACACAUAAGUUAAAACUCCUCUUAACCUAUAUACAUUAUUAUUUUUUAUGAAAGUUAUUUUAUUAUUGUGAAGUUAAAGGACAUUUUCAUUUUUUUAACAAAUAUAAGGAUUUUUGAACUGAUGUGGAACAGACAAUGCCAUGCUUUGAUGUCAAAAUAAAGAUAAAAACAAUUGUAUGAUA